Messenger RNA from Saxophila tyrrhenica, 1566 nucleotides. RefSeq lists its product as uncharacterized. The record is from RefSeq and is a predicted model, not a curated record. The transcript is spliced from 2 exons. Bases 1 to 1566 code for a protein of 521 amino acids. Lineage: Eukaryota; Fungi; Ascomycota; Dothideomycetes; Mycosphaerellales; Extremaceae. Gene Ontology annotation, molecular function: hydrolase activity, hydrolyzing N-glycosyl compounds.
AUGACUCGACUCGGGGCCGGUGACGAGCUAGAGGUAGAAAGAUGGGCCGACACUGGAAGAACACUGCCGUGGAGGUGGCCACUCGUUCAUGCACACCAGCCUGGAAGCCAGUAUGGAGCCACAUCUUCCAAGAUUCGCACAGUUGUCACUACGGAUAUGGAGCAGGAUGAUCUGACCUCCCUCGUCCGUUACAUGCUAUACACUCCUGCCCUCGACACUCAAGGCCUGAUCUACUCAUCCAGCCGCUUCCACUGGGAAGGCGAUUACAAUGGCACCAGGUUCUACCUUCCUGACCGGGAGUACAAAUGGCCACAAACCUCCUUCCGCUGGGUGGGCAAUCAGACGAUGCAGAACACCGUUGUUGCGGCUUAUUCUAAGGUGUAUCAAAACCUCCGCGUCCACGAUCCCGACUUCCCGACACCAGACGAGAUCAUGUCGUUGGUCAAGAUUGGCAACGUAGACUUCGAAGGAGAAUUCGACCACGACACUGAGGGAUCCAACCACAUCCGCUCUCUCAUCCUGGACGACGACCCACGCACGCUCUAUCUACAAGCAUGGGGCGGAACCAACACCAUCGCUCGCGCCCUGAAGUCCAUCGAAGAGCAGCACUAUGGUACCAGUGGCUGGAAACAGCUUCAAGCCAAAAUCGUCAAGAAAGUCGUCAUCAUGGCCAGCGGCUUUCAGGACAGGACAUACGAUGAGUACAUUGCUCCCUUCUGGCCGAAGCUUGAAGUCCGAGCGAACGGCGUCCUCUGGACUACAUACAACUGCAACUUGGGCAAAGGCAACGUCCGCGGCUUGCCUGACGCCCACGUUUACUUCACGGGCGAUUGGAUCCGGAAGAACAUCGAGAUCGGACCGUACGGCAGCCUCUACCGCUCUUGGCUCGACGGGCAGCACAUGCGAGGAGACCCGCUUGACGUGUUUGGUAACACCACCGCACACCCUAUCCCAAAAGAUCUGUGGUGCAAGCCGCUGGGGCCCUAUGCUUUCCUGGGUGAAGGCGACGACGGAACCUAUUUUCCCUUCCUACCCUCCGGCAUCCAGGACCCAUCUGAUCCCAAUCUGGGAGGCUGGGGUGGGAGGAUGAAGCAGAAUAUCAGCAGCUUGGCCAAUCUCUGGGUCUCAGUGUCCCGCGAGCGGGCUCCGAAUGGAACGAAGGUGGCAGAUUGGGGAACCGAACGCUUCAUCUCUGCUGUGCAAAACGACUUCGCGGCUCGUAUCCAAUGGACAAUGACGUCGAAAUACAGCGAGGCGAACCAUCCACCGUCUGUCGAGGUCGCCAACGGUAAGACCAUCCAAGCCCGCGCUGGCUCAAACGUGCGGUUGCAAGGUGUCGUCAGCGAUCCCGAUGGCGACCGUGUCACGAUGAAGUGGUGGCAGUACUUUGAGGAGGGAACUUACAAAGACGAAGUGAGAGUGAAUAGUAUGGACGGACACGAAGCGAUGGUCAAGGUGCCUAAAGAUGCGAAGAGCGGGCAGACGAUCUCGAUUAUUUUGGAGGGUACCGACGAUGGACAUUUCCCGCUCACGAGAUACGCUCGUGUUAUCAUUGAGGUGCAAUAG